Messenger RNA from Castor canadensis (American beaver), 1407 nucleotides. RefSeq names its product tripartite motif containing 75 (gene Trim75). Gene Ontology annotation, molecular function: protein binding; zinc ion binding. The record is from RefSeq and is a predicted model, not a curated record. NCBI's taxonomy places the organism in Eukaryota, Metazoa, Chordata, Mammalia, Rodentia, Castoridae.
AUGGAGGUGACAGCAGCCUUGGCAAGACUUCAGGCCGAAUCCAAGUGUCCCAUCUGUCUGGAUGACCUGACAGACCCUGUCACCAUUGAAUGUGGACACAACUUCUGUCGCUCCUGCAUCCAACAGACCUGGGCAGAUCUGCAGGAAAUGUUCCCUUGUCCUGUCUGUCGUCACCCCUGUGAAGAGGGCUACUUCAGGAGCAACACCCAGCUGGGAAGAAUGAUCGAAAUUGCCAAGCAACUCCACAUCAGCAGGGGUAAGAGGAAGAGGCAGGAAAAGACAAACCUGUGUGAGAAGCACAAAGAGGUCCUGACCCUUUUCUGUGAGGAGGACCUGGAGCUGCUGUGUCCCCUGUGCACCAGGCUCUCUGAUCACCAGCUCCAUCAUGUGAUGACCAUUGAGAAGGCUGCCUCUCAUCACAGGGUCAAGCUCCGUAGUUACAUCAAACCCCUGAAGAAGCAGCUGCAAAGUGUUCAACAAUUAAUAACCAUCCAAAACAAGAAACCCCUGGAGCUGAGAGAGAAGGUAGAAAAGCAGAGGCAGAAAUUAUUGUCUGAAUUUAAAUAUCUGAACCAAUUUUUAGAACAGGAACAGCAGGCAGCUUUCUCCAGGUUAGCAGCAGAAGAGAAAAACAUUGAACAGAAACUCAGAGAAAAUAUAGCAGACUUUUCGAACUAUGUUCACACACUCAAAAGCCUGCUGAGCAAGGUGGCAGAGCAUAGGGUGCUGUCGGAAGUGGAGUUGCUCUCAGAAAUUAAACAUUUCUACAAGAAAUCCGAUAGUGAGGUUAGCCCACCAAUCUUUUCAGUUCAUUUAAGGAGAGAAGCCUGCAAUUUUCCUCCCCAGUUUUCUGCCCUGCAAAGAAUUAUAAGGGAAUUUAAUGAAGAUGUCAUUCUAGAUCCUGAAACAGCCCAUCCUAACCUGCUUGUGUCCAAGAAUAAAACAUGCGUGAGAUAUUCAAAGAGAAAGCAAAAGGUUUCUAAUCUUUCAAAAAGGUUUACAGCCCACCCUGUUGUUCUGGGUUUCCCAGAUUUUGAGUCUGGAAGACAUUUCUGGGAGGUGCAAGUGGGGGACAAGGCUGAGUGGGCAAUCGGCAUCUGCAAAGGCUACCUGUCCUCAAGAGCCCGACGUUCAUCGAUCCCGCAGGGGUGCUGGAGGCUCGUGCUGCGCGACAGUGGCUAUGAAGCCCCUGGUGCUGAUCCCGCCCCUCUGCAGCUGGAAGUGAGAGCUAGAAGAGUCGGCAUGUUCCUGGACUACGAGCUGGGGGAGCUGUCCUUUUACUGCAUGCCCGAGAAGUCUCACAUCUGCACAUUCAGGGACACUUUCUUUGGACCUCUUCGGCCUUAUUUCUAUGUAGGACCUGAUUCAGAACCCCUUAAAAUCCGUGCAGAAACAAACAGUGAGUGA